This is a messenger RNA of Anopheles marshallii, 2418 nucleotides long. RefSeq lists its product as uncharacterized. The transcript is spliced from 6 exons. The record is from RefSeq and is a predicted model, not a curated record. Lineage: Eukaryota; Metazoa; Arthropoda; Insecta; Diptera; Culicidae. The coding region runs from base 1 to 2418 and encodes 805 amino acids.
AUGAACACAUCCAAGUGGCUUCCGAAACAGCACCAGGAGGUGAUCAAGCUGUUCGAGCAAUCGCGCCAAUUGGAACGAGAGCUUCGGAUACUGGGCAAGAAGUUUGCCACGGAUAUUAAUAUUGAUCUGCCCGACUACUACGAAUUUGAGCGGUUGCUACAACAAAGUCGCGAAUGCUUCGAACGGUCCGCCCACGUGCAGACACGGCUGAUACGUAUGUCGGCGUCAUCGGCGGACAAGAAUGUGGAGCGAAGUUUCUUCAAGAUUUUGCUGAACCGGAAGGCACACCUGAUACGGCAGAACUUGCGUAAGCGCAAUCUUCAGCUGGUAUUCAUCAUCAACAAAAUGAUCAAGCUAAUGCUCGCCGCUACCUACACGUCGGAAAUCGUCGUCGAUGGUGCAUUGCUGCUGUGUACGCUGCACAACGAAAGCGUGCUCUUGGCCCAAAAGACAACGCAGGCCCGCACCCAAACGAAUGCGCAAGUGUGCAGCAAUUCUUUUCCCCCGCUAAUGUCCACUCCGAAGAAAGUCGAUGUUGGAACGAUCCUGCAGAUCAUCACCAAGCAGCGAGCGGAAGAUUGCUGCAGCACACUGAUCAACUGUCUGCUGACCACCUGUAAGGGUGCGUUGACUGUAGCGAACGAGGAGAAUGAAUCGGACACUUCGAGUGUGGAAAUUUUGCGCGCUUUGACGACAAAUCUACAGGGACCGGAGGUGGGAAAACAUAUCGAUCCCAUACAGGAGGAGAUGAACGUUCGACGCAAAGCGAGCGUGAACAUGAUCUCGAGCGGAGAAAUACAUACCCGCGGUAGAGCGACACCGGGCCGAAAGGUUGUGAUAACGCCCAUCAUCAAACCGGAAUCACGGGAGCUGGACGAAUCAGAACAUAAUGAUCCCGCGAUAAACUUCUUCGAUGAAAUGGCCGCCGAAGCAGUGGCAUACAACUCCAUCAACUAUCUCGUCAACGAACCGGAUGGAAUGGAUCUGCUGGAGAAUUUGAUUGCCGAUGAGGAGAUCUUCGUAGCGAACGUUAUCAUGAAGGUGAUCAAGUACUGCCCAUCGGCAUUUGAGCGAGAACUCACCAAAACGGAGCUGAUCAAGUGGGUCAAUCGCGGUACGCGGGGACUUUGGACGCAAGUUGGCGGUUCCUUGGAGCACGUUGUGCUGUGGUGGAGUUCUUCGCCGUUGGCCUGUCGGCCGGCGGCUUGUGCAAAGUAUCUGCGCGAUUGGCUAUCGCUGCUCCAGCCGGAUGAAGCACCGGAACCGAUACUGUCCACGCUAAAGGGUUUGGGUGAAACACUCACGGUGCAUGUGACGAGUACGAUUUGGGACAAGCAGUUCCGUUUGGCGGUCGUUUCUUCCAGCCUUCCGGUGGAUUUUCCCUUCGAGGAGGGCGAAUUUUGCGGGAAGAAUGUAAUUGUUGAAGGAACUGUCUGUGGAAAAGUUUGGAGUGAGCUGUUGUAUCAGUUGGUACAACUAUCGAACACGUGUGACAUUGGCACUAUCGCGAACGAGCUGCCACUGGUGGAGCAGAUUCCGGUUCUGCAUCGACUCGAUCAUUCCAUUCAUUCUAUGCGUAUCUGGGCGGCCAACAAGGCACGAUCGCUAUGUACCGAUUGGAACAUGAUGAUGUUCUUCAAGGUUGUCCACAACGAUAUCGGGUUGUGUUUGGAGCAGUUGCAGUACAUACGCGUCCCGGAGCUGUCUGCCGACGAUCCGCUGGAAGUGCAAGUGCAGGUGUGCGUAGCGCUACGGGCGAAACUUGUAUCAGAAAUCAAGGAAAACAUCAUCAAAUUGAAAGCGACCUGCACCGAAUGUAUCGAUGUACUGGCCGCCGUCUGCCGUACGACGAGCCUUGCAUCGCUGACGCUUUGCUUUCCAUACUUCAAGCACUGGCAGACGGAAGUUUUGCAGGAACGGGCCAACGAAUAUGUGGCCUACUUUUUCAACCAAAUCUAUCUGCCUGUCAUACAGGCGACGAAAGACAUUGAAAUAUUGAAGCUAACGCUAAAGAUCAUCUGUGAAGCUUGGCUGGAUCACAUUUACAUGAAAAAGACGAAAUUCAGCAGCGCCGGUGCGUUGAACUUGCUGAAGGAUUUCGACGGUGUCGCCGAGUGGAUCAAUGCUUGUGAGGCGCUGGAUGAACGGUUACGGGAAACUUUGUCCCAUCACGAAGUGCUGCGAAUGUGUGAAGGUGUGGGCAAACUACUGCUGCGUAAACCUGAGGAGACGAUAUCCAUUCUGCCAAGUCCAUCGAAAGCGGGCAAGAAAAGCGAAGAAACUGCCGACGAGAAAGCGCCACUGCCACCGGAAAUGUUUGUUCCGAAUCAAAAGCGUUGGUUGGAGUUGCGGGCCCGCGAUCGACGAGCGGUCAAUCUGAACUGCCUGUGUCUUUGCGCGGGGAUGGAUGUAUACUAA